Messenger RNA from Tetrahymena thermophila SB210, 438 nucleotides. RefSeq lists its product as hypothetical. The record is from RefSeq and is a predicted model, not a curated record. The transcript is spliced from 2 exons. NCBI's taxonomy places the organism in Eukaryota, Ciliophora, Oligohymenophorea, Hymenostomatida, Tetrahymenidae.
AUGAAAGAUUUUUACAAAUAAUUGAUUUUUAUUUUCCUUCCCUUAUACGUAAUAGAUUCACAUGCUUUUCUCCGUAUUCCCGUUACCCUUCCCGCAGUUUUUAAGCAAGUAGUUACUAAGUAUGCAAAAAUAAUCGAAAGCAUAUUUACACUACCCAAGAGAAUACAUAAAAAAUAGAAAUCAAUUAUUUUUGAGGAAAAAAAUCUUUCAUUAUUAUAGUUAUUGGGGUGGCAGAUCUAUCUUUAGGGAAAAAAUGAGAUAGCUAAACCAUACCCUCGGCAGGCGAAAUUGAGCAUAAAUCAGCAAUUUAAAAUUGUCUCAUACAGUUCAUCUCUAGAAAUGCCUUCACAACAUCUCGUGCUCUAAGAAAAAUAAAUAAAGAAAUAAAUAAAUUAAUUAAAAAAUAAAAAUAAAAAAUAUUAAAUUAUAAAAAAAUGA